Messenger RNA from Pyricularia pennisetigena, 558 nucleotides. RefSeq lists its product as uncharacterized. The transcript is spliced from 2 exons. The record is from RefSeq and is a predicted model, not a curated record. NCBI's taxonomy places the organism in Eukaryota, Fungi, Ascomycota, Sordariomycetes, Magnaporthales, Pyriculariaceae. Bases 1 to 558 code for a protein of 185 amino acids.
AUGGCCUUUUUUCCAGAACAAAACCCCUUCAGGACAGCGUUCCGGCUGGUUCUAAGCUGGCUCAAGGUCUGGGGCGGCCGCAUCGCCCAGGCCGGCACUAGCUCGCGGCGCCAGCAGCGGCCCCGCCAGCCGGACCCGGAGGCGCUGCCCGACAUCACGCUGCAGCCGGUCGACAUGGCGCGGACGAGGCCGCCGCCGCCGCCGCCGCUGCCGCCGCCGCCGUUUGACGAGGCGGUGCUGAGCUGGAUGCGCCUGUGGCACCGGCGCAUGGCCCACAGCAGCCUUGAGGCCCUGCUCACUAUGGGCAAGGGCAUGCCCGGGUGGAUGGAGACGCCGCUCAACCUGCCCGAGGAGGACAGGCUGGCUCCGUAUAGAGAUAAUCUGGACUGCGAGGUCUGCGCCGAGCUGUACGGGACGUCUGGGGGUCCGAGAUCCAAGCCGUCUCUACGCAAGUCUUUCCUUGCGAGGCGUUCAAUGUACAAGGCACGGAAAAAGCCCAUUGCUGUCCCGAGGCGAGAGACGCUUGUAUAUGACAGAUACAACGGUGGGAUGAUUUGA